AUGGCAGAGAUAGCCGCUGCGGGAGCUGCCCUAGCUGGUGGGGCCGGGUCCAUAUUCUCUUAUAAUAAAGACGCCUUCGUAUUCGACCAGACAUUACGGCAGAACAAGAUCCAUCAAAUUCAAAACAUGCGCCUUCAACAGGUUGGACUAUACCGGGAAGACCUACGGGAUCUGUUCGGUCUCACCAUAACAAAGAUGGACAACUACCUAGUAGUGAAUACUCUCAUGCUGGGAUUUUGUAUAGCGCUGUUUUAUGAUGGAGCCUUGCCACCCCAGAACCCUCCUUGGCUGUGGUGGAUGUGGUGCCUCAAUCUAUCGGGGUCGACCAUGUUUCUAUUGGUGUCGGUGUGGCUGUCGUUACAUGCUUCCAUCACUGCACAAGCCUUUGUAGUUCGCCUUCUCACUCAGUGGCUGAGGUUACCGGUGCCUCGAACAGAAGAGAUUGACGCUGCUUCUGCGUCCUUGAAGGUGAGCAGAGGUAUGCGCUUCAUGUGGAAAGGGGUGUUUGUUGGAAGGACUACGAAGCUUCGGGAGUAUCAAAUUCACUUCAAGUUGUUCCAACAUCUCCAAACCUCGUGGCAAGGCUAUGAUGCCUAUGCUAGGGUGUGUAUGGCAAUGGGAACUAAUCAGUUAUUGAUGACUUUGGCGAUAUUCGCUCUGGGGUCCACGAUGAUAGGCGAUCGUCAGCCCUGGGCGGCAUGGGCGUUCGUCGUUGUUAUGGCAACCACUGCUCUGCUGCACUUCAGAAUUAACCUUAUACUCAGUCGGAUGGAGUCUUUAAUCAUGACAUUGCUCAUUUACUUCUCGCCCAUGUCAGCGGGUGUGGCUGCCACUUUCGAUUAUGCGGGUCAGACUAUGAUAGGCAAAGCCGUUGCGCUCGUAUCGUUCAUAUUGAAUGCGUUAUGGGUGUAUUUUGUAUUGGUGCAAGCUAUCGAGUCUAAGGGAGGUUUGCCGGCCAAGUUUAGCACAGUUGGGAUAUCAUCUGAGAUCAUAGGGGAGAAUCAAGUGCAUGACUUCAUCCAGCAUGAACUCGCCGAUCUCGGUAUCGAUACUAAGAACGCCAGUGAGUUCCUCUGGGGUGAUACAGAUCGUUCCUCGGUGGAGGAGGAGGGCAAAAAGUCACAGACGAGGGAGUUGGAGGAGAAGUGCACGACGGCCCAGAGGAAGCUUCAGAAGCUUUUUCGUCGGUAUAGGAGACAUCAAGGGGAGUUUUCUAGGUUGCAGCAGGGAGAAAUUAUUGGCCUGAGGGAAGAAUUUGAGAAGAUAAGGAAUGACCUGCAUCUUUCCCUCGUCGAACUCGGCCGAGCUGGAGACGCUCGAUCGGCUAAGAUCUUCAAAAAGAAGAAGUGGAUCAAGUUGAACUACCUGGACGAUACCACUGGUCUAUUCAUCUUGCCUAGAUGGGUAGCCUAG
Molecule: messenger RNA, 1413 nt
Organism: Perkinsus marinus ATCC 50983
Lineage: Eukaryota; Perkinsozoa; Perkinsida; Perkinsidae
Exons: 11
Coding region: 1-1413 (470 amino acids)
Source: RefSeq, a predicted model, not a curated record